AUGAGUCAAUCAAAUGCACAUUCAUUUGGCAAUAAUAUCGGUGCCGGCGAUAGUGAUAGUGAAUACAUACUCGUUGUGGACAUCGGGACCACUAAUCUUCGUGGACACAUCUACGACAUCAGGAGUCGACUGAUUGGCGAGUCUGUCAUCCCAAUUGAGUUAUUGAACCCACGUUUGGGUUACUAUGAGAUCGACGCACAAUCACUUUGGGAGGCAUUCCUCCUAUCCAUCCAAAGAGCCAUUGAAUGUAUGACUAAACUCAGCGAUUAA
Molecule: messenger RNA, 270 nt
Organism: Oppiella nova
Lineage: Eukaryota; Metazoa; Arthropoda; Arachnida; Sarcoptiformes; Oppiidae
Source: the annotation of a GenBank genome assembly